Molecule: messenger RNA, 2163 nt
Organism: Priapulus caudatus
Lineage: Eukaryota; Metazoa; Priapulida; Priapulimorpha; Priapulimorphida; Priapulidae
Exons: 3
Coding region: 1-1023 (340 amino acids)
Source: RefSeq, a predicted model, not a curated record
AUGGCCGCCGCUGCCAGUGUUGACAGGUCUUCACGAGAUAUAACUCAUGGCAUGCUGUUCCUUGUCUACUGCAAGGACGAGAGGAAAGCCCUGCAACUGUUCCUCAUGAAGGACUGCAGAUGGAUAGGCAUGACCAUCUGCAUCUACGAACCGGAAUUUGAGUUUGUGGUUGCUGGAUUGGCAGCUCUUAGUACAGAGCAACCAUUGCUACCACUGCAGAACCAGUGUUUGGGCACCGUGCUAACCCCAUACCUGAGUGAGUGGGCGGUGAGUGGGAGCACGAAGGCACUGUAUGUGCGCAAUGCCGACUUGCAUUUCCUGAGAGUGAACGUUGUAGAGGGAUGUGGGGCAGCAAUGUGCGACGGGCAGCAUGGCGUUUCGGAACGCUGUUGCGCGUUGACAAGCGGAACACCCAACAAGCUGCUCCUGCGAUGUGAUGUGUCGUCGCGCGCUGCUGGCAUCACCAAUGCGAAAUUCCAAUCAGGAGCCUUGACAAAUCUACUCAUGGAGGAGGAAUGUAGCAAGGUAAAUGCAGGAGACCUAAUUGACCAUGUGAAAGUGAGAGAAGCAUGCCAGGAGAUGCUAAACUUUUACCAUGAAGCGGGUGUUGGAUGGACAAUCUGUGGCUGGUUCAAGCCCGGAAUGGUGCCAGGUGCAGAGGUGGCAAAAGAGGCCGAAAUGCAUGUGACCUGCAUUCGACCGGAUCAUCAGCUAGAUGAUGCACCUCGAUAUCGCUUCCCCGCACCAGCAGUCCCUGCACAGCAGCUGUUGGAGCUAAAUUUUCCAGUCAGGGUGGAAGUUGGAAGAGGUGUGAGAGGUGGCAGGGGAGUUGAUGUGGGUGUGGUGAUAGGUAGAGGUGGAGCUAAUGCAGCCGUGGUGAGAGGUGGAGGAGGUGGCGCUGAUGCAGCCGUGGUGAGAGGUGGAGGUGGGGCUAAUGCGGCCGUGGUGAGAGGUGGAGGUGGAGCUGAUGCAGAAGUCGUGAUAGGUGGAGGUGCAGCUGAUGCAGCCCUGGUGAGACGUUGAGGUGCAGGUGAUGUGGCCGUGGUGAGAGCUGGCAGUGGAGGUGAGGUGGGCAUAGUGAGAGCUGAUGUCACUGCCGAAGAUAUGUGAUUGAGCAAAAGCUGUGGCAUUGACUUUUGGAAAAGAUGUAAAAAGUUGUCUAACAGUAAAGAUAGUGUAGUUUGUAUAGUUAGUGGAGUUAACACUAUAGUUAGUCUUAUAAGUAAAGUUCUUGAAAUGUCGGUGAAAAUCGGCCUUGUAUGUAUUACAUCAGACCAAUGUGUUGAAAUAGAAAUAGAAAUACGAAUGUGAGUAUUACCAGAGCUUAUAAUGAUAAGAGGUGACACUCCCUAUCUAAGGCUAUGUAAUUGGAUUGGAAGUGCUGCCACCUAGUGACCAGAUUGAUUAAAAUUACUAUAAACCAUUGCAAGAUAAUACUUAUCAUUACAUUUUGAUGCAUUUUUAUUGAAUAUGGUCAUAUAAUUAAAACAUCGGAGCAGAGUGACUAUGUUCGUCAAUCCCACAUAAUAAACACGUGCUUAAAUAAAAUUCCUCAACAAAGAGAUAAGAUUAUUUUGUUGUUCGACAUGUAAUGACUGAUCCUUGGCAAUAGCAAUUAUAUGAAUGUAAUAUCUAAAUGUAUCUAUCUUUCAAAUGUUGUCAUUCCAUAUCCUUUCUAUUUCUUUUCCAUGUUUUUGAUGCACUCGUGGUGUUAAUAUUAAACAUUUUCAAAGCAUGAUGCAAUCGUAUUUUCAUAUAAAAUAUCAUAAUUCUGUAGACUUGAAGGUUGGUGUUCACUACCUAUUUUUUACACCUGUCAAAUAAAUAUAAAAUGCAUUUUAUUAGUUUACAAACAUUGUGGCUUGUUUAAUGCUGUUAAUUUAUUGGGUGAGUAAAGUACAUGUAAAUUUGGUACAGCACAGUAGCCAUAACAUAGUCACUAUGUGUAAGUAAAUAUUGAGCUUCCAAUGGUAAAGCCAUAAGGUACAUCUGAGUUUAACAUUACACAUCUCAAUCUACUGACUACUGUCACAUAAGUACAUCUCAUUCUACAGUAACAUACGUACAUCCCAUUCUACAGUCACAUAGGUAACAUACAUGUCAUCUCAAUCUACACUCAGCUACGCACAAUUCACAUACGUACAUCUUAAUCUACAGUCACAU